Messenger RNA from Humulus lupulus (European hop), 1227 nucleotides. RefSeq names its product probable transcription factor At1g11510. The transcript has a single exon. Bases 1 to 1227 code for a protein of 408 amino acids. Gene Ontology annotation, cellular component: nucleus. NCBI's taxonomy places the organism in Eukaryota, Viridiplantae, Streptophyta, Magnoliopsida, Rosales, Cannabaceae. Gene Ontology annotation, biological process: regulation of DNA-templated transcription. The record is from RefSeq and is a predicted model, not a curated record.
AUGGAGUAUGAGGAAGCUGUAGUACCCGAUUCCCAAUCUGAUUCUUCCGAUUCCGACCAAUCAAUGCCUAAUCAGACCACGGAUUCCAAAGCCAUGCCCUUGCCCACUCUCAAACUCUCCUCUAAGAAAGAUUUGGAUCUGAUUAAAAAUGAAAGAUUGAAGAAGCAACUGGCCGAUUCCAAAGCCAUGCCACCCCCACCCCCUGUCAAGCUCCAUACUACUCAGUCAGAUUUAGAGAAGAAGAAGAAGAAGAAACUGGCUGAUUGCGAAGCAAUGCCUCCGCCCGGCCUCAAGCGGCCCAAACAGACUGUUUUGGAUUUGUCCCAGGAAGCCACCACCGCAAUUGGCUCUGUUUCGACCUUGGAGAAAAAGAAGAAGAAGAAGAAGAAAAAUAAGAAGAAGAAUCAAGAGGAUGCGGCUCUCGCAAUUGAUUCGAAACCCACUUUUAAGAAGAAGAAGAAAAAGAAAAAGAAGAAGAGCAAGCAUGAUUUAAUUUUGUCCAUGAUGGAGGAUGGCAAUGGAACUGUCUCGACAUCGAAGGAGAAGAAGAUGAAGCAAGUACUGCAAGUGGCUGAUAAAGCUGAGGCUGAAGCUGGAGUUGGAGUUGCAGAUUCUUGUGAUAGAGUAUGGAGUGAAUGUGAUGAGAUCUUUGUCUUACAGAACAUUAUUGAAUUCAUUGAAAAGAAUGGUUUAAAUCACAAUAAUAUUGGCGACACCAUCAGUGACUCGUACGAUGUUGUUGUUGCAAAAGCGGAAUCACUGGCACUCGAACCACGCCUAUCACGGAAGCAGUUGAUUGACAAAGUUUCUAAUCUUAAGAAUCGAUUUCUAGACAAUGAACUGAGAAAAGGUGGUGAUCGUAACGAUUCGUUAAGUUUCUCCAAUCCUCAUCACCAGAAAGUGUAUCAACUUUCAAGGAUGAUUUGGGGUACUGCUGAUACUGCUGUUAAUGAAGGCAAUACGAUCCCAGUACAGAGCUCGGAUCAUAACAAUGCUACGGUUAAGAAUAAUAAAGCUAAUAUUCAGUCCAUGCUUAAGGAUUAUGUGUCUCACCAUGGUUUAGAUCUGAGUUGGGUUGAAAAAUCCACCAAACAUGCUUUGGCUGAUAGGUGGUUGAAAUUUAAGGAAGAUGAGUGCAAAUAUUUGAGUAUGAAAGGAAAACUCGAAUCUGAGAUGCAAAGUGUGAAACUUAAUGUUUAUAGGAAACGUUUUGGUCGUCACUAUUGA